AAAAAAAAAAACUAAGAUCAAGCUGCCACUUAGUACAUUCUUAACGAUCAAAAAACACACAAACACACACUGGAAAACACAGAAAUUUCUGAGGAAACAGUUAUAACCGAAAUGAUAUUUCCUUUUUGAUAGAGUUUUCUACUCCAUAAACAGAACCCACAAAUCAAGAUUUAAUUUUUCGGAACAAUCAGGUUUUACUAGGCCUAAGAAUCCAUCGAGCAAGAGAUAUGGAGCCAAAAUAUGCAGCUUGUGUAGUGCUGGCUUUCUCUCUCAUGGUCAUCAUCACUUAUUACCUUCAGCCUCAUGGAGUUGUAGCCGAUGCAACGCAGACAGCAUCGUUGUCUCUUAAUGCUUCCCAGAGUCCUGCAAAGAAGAUUCCUGAGAGGAUGUUUGGACUGGCAUUUGAGGAGAUCAACCAUUCCGGGGCCGGUGGGCUUUGGGCAGAGCUUGUCAGCAACCGAGGUUUUGAAGCCGGAGGUCCAAAUACUCCUUCAAACAUCAGUCCAUGGACCAUCAUUGGCAACGAAACAUCUAUUCUAGUAUCUACGGACAGAUCAUCCUGCUUCGACAAAAAUAAGGUGGCUCUUCAAAUGGAGGUGCUCUGUGACGUUGAUGGUGAUAACAUCUGUCCAACAGGAGGAGUUGGAGUCUAUAAUCCGGGUUAUUGGGGAAUGAAUAUUGAGAAAGGAAAGAGGUAUAGAGUGGCGUUCUAUGUCCGUUCGUUGCAACCGAUUGAAAUGUCUGUGUCAUUCAUUGGCUCAAAGGAGCAGAAGCUAGCUACAUAUGAUAUAAAGGAUGACGACGUUGCAGAGUGGAAGAAGAUGGAGAUGGUGUUGGAAGCAUAUGGAUCAGAUGCUAAUUCAAGACUGCAGCUGACAACAUCAAAAAGCUCAACAAUAUGGCUUGAUCAAGUCUCAGCACUACCUUUGGACACUCACAAUGGACAUGGAUUUCGACAAGAUCUUUUCAACAUGCUUGCUGCUUUGAAGCCGGGAUUUAUCAGAUUUCCGGGCGGCUCGUAUGUCGAAGGAGGCAGACUGAUGAACGCAUUUAGAUGGAGAGAAACUAUAGGCGCAUGGGAAGAGAGACCGGGUCAUUUCAAUGAUGUUUGGCAGUACUGGACCGAUGACGGACUUGGUUAUUUUGAGUACUUACAACUUGCUGAGGAUUUAGGCACGUCGCCUAUUUGGGUAGUCAACAUAGGAAUUAGCAGAAAUGAACAAGUUGACAAUUCACUCCUUAUGCCCUUUGUGCAAGAUACUCUUGACGCGAUUGAGUUUGCUAGAGGAGACGCGUCUUCCACAAUGGGCUCUGCCCGGGCAGCAAUGGGCCAUCCUGAGCCUUUUGAUCUGCAGUACGUUGCUGCUGGAAAUCAGGACUGUUGGAAAAAGAAUUAUCGCGGGAGCUACAUGAAGUUUUACAAUGCAAUAAAAGAGGCCUAUCCAGAUAUCAAGAUCAUCACAAACUGUGAUGCUUCAGCUGCAGUGUUGGACCAUCCAGCAGAUUUGUAUGAUUAUCAUGUCUACACAAAUGCAAACUCCAUGUUUUCGAUGGCUCACAACUUCGAUCACACCUCAAGAAACGGACCAAAGGCUUUUGUGAGCGAAUACGCUGUCACAGGAGGCGAGGCUGGCAGGGGAAAUAUGCUGAAAGCACUAGCUGAGGCCGGUUUUCUCAUAGGACUAGAGAGAAACAGUGACGCUGUUGAGAUGGCCAGCAGUGCGCCGUUGUUUGUGAAUGUCAACGAUCAGAGGUUCAAUCCAGAUGCAAUAGUUUUCGACUCUUCAAAGGUCUAUGGCACGCCUACCUACUGGAUGCAGCACUUGUUCAAGGCAUCAAAUGGCGCCACCCUUCUUGAUUCCACGCUGCAAUCGCCUUCCUCCUCCCUCACCGCAUCUGCCAUUUCAUGGACUGAUGCAGACAGCGGCAGGAGCUACAUCAGAGUAAAGGUUGUGAACUUUGGAGGCAACAGAGUGAAUCUGAAGCUUUCUGUCGAGGGAUUGGACAACAGGUCUAUAGAAUCAGCCGGCUCUACAUUGACUACGCUAACAUCUACUAAUGUGAAGGACGAAAAUUCGUUCAAAGAACCCAAAAAGGUUUCGCCAGUUAUAAACGCACUCAAAAAUGCCAGCAACAAAAUGACAUUUGUUAUACCUCCAUAUUCUUUCAUUUCAAUUGACUUGCUGCGAAAAUCACAUGUUAUUCAAGAUGCAGGAUCUAAUGGUGUCUAUGAGUCACGAGUUAUUUGAGAUUUUAA
Molecule: messenger RNA, 2257 nt
Organism: Salvia hispanica
Lineage: Eukaryota; Viridiplantae; Streptophyta; Magnoliopsida; Lamiales; Lamiaceae
Product: alpha-L-arabinofuranosidase 1-like
Biological process (GO): L-arabinose metabolic process
Molecular function (GO): alpha-L-arabinofuranosidase activity
Source: RefSeq, a predicted model, not a curated record